Molecule: messenger RNA, 1278 nt
Organism: Malassezia globosa CBS 7966
Lineage: Eukaryota; Fungi; Basidiomycota; Malasseziomycetes; Malasseziales; Malasseziaceae
Exons: 1
Coding region: 1-1278 (425 amino acids)
Biological process (GO): DNA strand invasion; DNA repair; mitotic recombination
Cellular component (GO): condensed nuclear chromosome
Molecular function (GO): double-stranded DNA binding; DNA strand exchange activity; single-stranded DNA binding
Source: RefSeq, a predicted model, not a curated record
AUGAAUAUUUCAGAGACUCUAGCACGUCAAAUCCGGUUCAUUGUUGAACGUGCUGUAGCUCCAGCGCAAACUAGUAUUUAUGAUUUACUUGACCCUUCGAGUAAGUCAGUCGUUUUAGGAACGCCAGGUGAAGAUGAUGAAUAUUCGUAUCUACCCUCAUGGGGUCAUGAAUCUGGAUGGAAACAAAAUUUUGUGUCUACAGGAAGUUCUUCAAUCGAUGAUAGCUUGAAUGGAGGCUUUGCAAAAGGAAUGAUAUCGGAACUCGUUGGAGAAAGUGCAACAGGCAAAACACAAUUCUGUCUCUAUGUGACCGUUUGCACUGCAUUAGGGCUACCUGCCGAAAAUCAGCAUCCCAAGCCAUCUUCGUACUUACGUGGCGGGAAAGGAAAAAGUGUUGCACUUAUCACCUCUAAAGGCAGAACCGCAGCGCAGCAUAUGGUAUCGCGGAUGGUGGAAAUAGCUCAACAACUUUUACGACUCUGGUUUGAGCAACCUAGUGUGCCAGAUACACAUGUGGACGAACUAGUGGAAAAAGGCAUAAAACUUCUGCUAGGAAAUGUAUUUCUCGCCUGCACAAACACGUUUGAAUCAGCAGAACAUGUACUAUGUUAUAUACUUCCGGGGCUUGUGUCAAGAAAAAUGUUUUCUUUAAGCGCGUUUGAGCUGUUGGUGCUGGAUAGCGUGCCACCUCUUCUCCAAGAAGAUGUACAUGAGAACAUUCUUUCUGAUUCUCCCGCUUCGCAGCAUAGUGUUCGUGCAUCUCGACUGCAUGCAUUGGCAUGUUUCCUCAAGCGUUUAGCGUUUGGAGCGGGUGACGCGGCAUCGAUGGCUGUGAUCGUUGUGAAUCAUGUUCAUGAUGCUUUCUUGCAUGACGCAGCUCUUAUUCGACGAGCACUAGCUUGUGGUGAGUUGCCGUACGGCUCUUUGGAUCAUGACGCGAUGCAGUCGGUAAUCCAACACAAAGCUUCCCUCCCAUUAGCCUAUACCCCCCAAGCGGCCCAUUUUUCGGGAUUAUUAGCGUAUGUCCCAUAUGCAAAACACUACGCAUCUUCUUCCCAUUCGAUUGAAGCUGAUAUUAAUUGCUUGAAAAUGGCGCAGUUGGGUCUAGUUUGGACAAACUGCAUCAACGCGCGUUUUUUGCUCGCACAUGUUCGAUGUCCAAACAAGAUCCAACUACCAGCACGUCGUUUCCGAGUUGUAUUUUCACCUACGUGCGCGCAACCGGCACCGCCGGAAGUUCUGUUUACCAUAACGCGUAAAGGGAUUGAAGUUCUUUGA